Messenger RNA from Ilex paraguariensis (yerba mate), 1239 nucleotides. The record is from the annotation of a GenBank genome assembly. NCBI's taxonomy places the organism in Eukaryota, Viridiplantae, Streptophyta, Magnoliopsida, Aquifoliales, Aquifoliaceae.
AUGUCGCUUAAAAUAGCAGAGGAGAGUUUGCCAAAUCCACUGGUGGGGAUGGUGGAGUGUUUGGUGGUGGUGAGAGAGUAUGAUGAGAAGAGAGAUAAGGUGGCUGUCGAGGAGUUGGAGAGGCGGUGCCAAUUUGGGCAGCCAGGGAAGCCUUCCAUCAUCAUAGACCUCAUGGGUGACCCUAUUUCUCGCUUACGCAACUUCCCAUCCCAUGUCAUGAUGGUAGCAGAGUAUGGGAAAGAGAGAGAAAUUGCUGGGAUUAUCAGUGGCGGUAUUAAAACAGUUAGAAGAGCUAAGAAAGACAUGAAUGACUUUCCAGUCUAUGUAAAGCUGGCUUGUAUUCUGGGAUUAAGGGUUUCUCCUACACACAGGCGGCUCGGCAUUGGCACAAAACUUGUUCAACAUUUAGAAGAAUGGUGCCGGAAAAAUGGCGCCGACUACACUUACAUGGCCACUGACUGUAGUAAUCUGCCUUCUAUAGACUUGUUUACAGUCAAAUGUGAAUAUGUCAAGUUUCGUACCCCAGCAAUGUUGGUGCACCCUGUCCAUGCCCACUACAAGCCACUAGACCCUGGAGUCGCAAUCGUACAAGUCCCCCCACGACUCGCUGAGUUGAUAUAUUCCCGAAUUUUUGCCAACUCGGAAUUCUUCCCAAAGGACAUAGAUUUCAUCCUAAACAAUAAACUAAAUUUGGGCACUUUCAUGGCCUUACCCAAAAAAUCCCUCCCUAUCUGUGACUCAAAAACUGACAUUUUACCACAAAGUUUUGCUAUUUUAAGUGUUUGGAACACCAAAGAGGUGUUCAAGUUAGUGGUGAAGGGGGUGUCAGCACUAACGUACGCCUUCUGCAUGGGGACUUGGGUGCUGGACACCCUAAUGCCUUGGCUAAAGUUACCCUCAAUUCCUAACAUUUUUAGUCCUUUUGGUAUUUAUUUCUUGUAUGGACUUCACAUGGAAGGAAAGGGUGCUUCGCGACUCAUGAGGUGUCUAUGCACCUUCGUUCAUAACAUGGCUAGAGAUGAUACUGAUUGUGGGGCCUUGGUGGCCGAGGUGGGGAAAAGGGACCCACUUAUAGAGGCAAUCCCCCAUUGGAAGAAGUUUUCAUGGGAUGAAGAUGUGUGGUGCAUCAAGAGGCUUAAAGCAGUGAAGCAGGAAGAUGAAGAGAGUUGUGGGCCCUCUGAUUUGAUUAAAUCUCGACCAUCUUCUUCAGUGAUUUUCGUGGACCCUCGUGAUUUUUGA